Molecule: messenger RNA, 3243 nt
Organism: Prorocentrum cordatum
Lineage: Eukaryota; Dinophyceae; Prorocentrales; Prorocentraceae
Source: the annotation of a GenBank genome assembly
CGGCGGCCGCGGUCGCGUCGCGCGUCGCGGCCGCUGGCCGCGGGCCGCCGCCCCGAAGGCGUCCUGCGAGGGGGCCCGGCGGGUCGCCUCGCCGCCGCUGCGCGGCGCCGACGGGCGCCGAGUCGCAGGUUUGCAGCCGCCGAUGCUGGAGCGGCGGCCGUGCACGGCGGCCGAGUGGACCAGCCAGGCGCAGCUCUCGCGCGAGAUCGAGCGCAAGCGGCCGAGCACCGGCGUGCUGCAGCCCCCCUCGCUGGCGUCGCCCAGGCGCCGCACCCCGCGGGACGGCGGCGCUGCGGGCGCCUGGGGCGCCGGCGCCGCAGGCUGCGGGAGCGCCGUUGCCGCGGGCGCCUCGCCGCUCAUCUCGCCGCCUUCGGCGGCGUCCCUGCAGUCGGUCUCGCCGCGGGCGGCCCGCCCCCGCGACAGCGAGGGCGCCGCCCUGGAGAUGCACAGCCGGCGCGCGGGCCGGCUGUUGCAGGCGGCGGGCGUGUACGGUGCCACGGCGCCCGCGCCCGGCACGCCCCGGCACGAGGCGCCGCGGGGCGGCGCGUCCCCCAGGCGCAGGCCCUCCCUGGGCCCGGUGGAGUGCAGCCCGAGGUACCUGGCCUCGGCGCGCGUGUGGCCCGCCAGCCUGCAGCUGGCCAAGGCGGAGCCCGGCGCCCCCCGCCCGCUGCUGCCCCCGCAGCCGCCCGCGCGGCCCAGCGAGGGGCCCGUCCCCGCGCCCUGGCUGGUCGUCGAGGCCGUCGGCAGGCUCUCGCUGCGCGGCGAGCACGGCGAGGAGCACCCGCCGCCGCAGUGCUGGCUCGUGGUCGAGGCGCCGGGGCCCGGCGGCGUGGAAGCGCCCGCCGCGGGGAGCGUGGUGCUCUGCGAGGAGGCCGGGGGCGGCGUGGCCAGCUUGGACGGCGGCGCGGUGCGGGCCGUGGGCCAGGAGCGCCUGACCGUCGCGGGGGCGGCCGCCAACCUGCGGCACGCGGCGCAGGGCAGCAGCCCGCUGGCGCUGCGCCACGCCGCGCAGGUGCUGCGCCUGCUGCGGGCCCGCCUCGCGCAGGACGCGCCGUGCGACGCCAGGCAGCCGGGGCCCGCCGGCCUCGAGGAGGAGCUGAGGCGCUUGGAUGACCUACAGGACUACGCCAGGCGCCUCGAGCCAUUCAUCCUGAAGAACAUGGCGUUCCAGCGCCGCCAGCGGCGCUCGGCGCCAGCAGCGCCGAACCUCCGGAAGCUGGAGGCCUUGUUGUCCGAGCUGGAGCUGGGCACCGCCUCUGCCAGCACCAGCUGGGAGAAGAGGCGGAGGAUGAUCCUCAAGGGCGAGGUGGCUUUCGGAGCCCUCAAGGAGUUCUUGUGCCGCCGCUACGGCAAGAGCUCGCUGGGCUGGUGGCGAGCGAUGGAUGCGAAUUCUGGGAAUAUGGCGAUGGGCGAGGUAGCAUUCUACCGCUCCUGUGAGCGCGUGGGCUUCCAGCCUCCCGCCCCGGUCGGGCUGAGGGACCUGUGGAGGUACCUGGACCAGGACACCAACGGCAUGCUGGACAUCUGCGAGCUCGACGUGCGGCAGGCCACGGAGCUCAUGCACUUCAAGCGGUGGGCCCACGACGCCUUCGGGGCCGGCCCAGCCGGCAUAGAGAGCAUGUUCCGCGAGUUCGACGGGAACAACAUCCCCGGCAGGGUGUCCCAGCUCGAGUUCUCGAGGGCCUGCGAGCGCCUCGGUUACGACCGCGCCGCCGAGAUCUUCGGGCUGCUGGACGUGGACGCCGCCGGCUUCCUUGUCCAGGACCACUUCCUGUUCUUCGGGCGCUGGCACCCACCGCGGCACCGGCUGGGCUGCCCGAGCCCCAGCUCGCUUGCGGAGAUCAAGCGCCGGCUCCUGGCGCGCUUCGAAGGCAAUGCGCUGCGAGCCUGGCACUUCGGCCUGGACAAGAACAGGAACAUGCGCCUGUGUUUCCGGGAGUUCGAGAGAGCAACCCAGGAGCUCCUUCGCAGACCGGGUGCAGAAGACGGCGCAGAUGCAGAGUCCAUCGACGUGGCCGGCGCAUGGGCAGCCUUGGACGCGGACAAGUCGGGGUACGUUGCGCUCCAAGAGUUCGAUAGGGACGCGCACGCGGCGCUGCUUGCGUUCACGCAGUGGGCAGCAGGCAGGUUCGGAAGCGUGCUCCGCUCCUUCAAGAGCAUGGACAAGCACGGGGCCAACCAGCUGUCCCUGAGCCGCUUCCGGCGGGCCUGCGGGCGCGGCCCCCUGCCACUCGAGAUCGUCGACGUCGUGUUCAAGGGGCUGUCCACCCAAGGAUUUCUGCGGCAGAAGCACGUGAUGUUUCUGGACGACUGGUCCGUGUCUGACGACUACGUGGACUCGAUCGCACCCAGCAACUUUCUCCGUGGAUCGCGGCCUUUUUCCGAGCUGCUCCUGCAGGAUGGUGGCCCGAAGAACUCCGACCUCGAAGAUGGCAUGGAGGUGCACGAGGCCAUUGUGCGGGCAUCGCCCCUCCAGGGCCUGUCGGUCUCCCCCGAGGUGGCGCGCUUGGUGGCAGGCCUGGGGAGCCGGGAGGGCGGCGAGAUCGACAGGCAGCGGCGCAACGAGCGCGUCAUGUACUUCUUCCUCGGCUCGUCCUCGGCCCUCUUCGUGUCGAUCCUCGUCCUCGUCGGGCUGCCGCCGAAGGACGAGGACGGCACCUUCAACCAGUCGUAUUUCCUGUCCAGCUUCGCCGUGUUCCGCGUGGUGUUGUCUGUGCUGCUGUGCCUGUGGGGCAUGGGCGCCGUGGCGCAGUUGUGCCGCGACAACCACAUCAACCACAUGUUCAUCUUGCAGGUCGACCCGCGCUGCCGGGUCAGCGCCGACUUCUUCUUUAAGAAGGCAGCUUUGUUGACUAGUUUGUGGAUAUCUUCUUCUUCGGCAUGUACAUCAUCGACUAUAAGUGGAUGGUGCUGCCGGCCGUGGGGACCCGCGGCUACAACUCGCGCUCCUCGUGGCACUAUGUGCUCUACCCCUCCGCGCUGCUGGCGUGCACGCUGCUCGCGGGGCUCGCGCCCUCCGGCGUGUGCUCCGGCGCCUACAAGGCCCAGGUCAUGCGCGGCGUCUGGCGCACCUGCAUGGCCCCCCUGUUCGCGGUGACCUUCGGCGACAACCUAAUCGGCGACGUCAUGACGAGCCUCGCCAAGCCGCUGCAGGAGAGAGCCCGCCUGUCCUCCGGCCCCGAAGGGGUGAUCGCCACCCCGGGGAUGAUCUGGACGCGUCGUCGCCGGAGUAGGAAGAAUGAG